AUGAGCCUCAUGGCCACAAAACGUAAAGUAGAGGUGAUUGUCCCCGCAGAGGAGAGCGACCAGCUCCUAAUCCGCCCGCUGUGAGUUUAUUUGUCAUUUAUUAACAAAUAAAUUCAUUACAAAUACAGCUCAAUAAUGUGAGAUUAGCUGAUGUGAUUUUUUCUCCUAAAACUACAGGGGUGCAGGUCAGGAGGUCGGGAGGUCCUGCAUCAUCCUAGAGUUCAAAGGACGAAAAAUAAUGGUAUGUAAUUAUUUUUCACUCCAUGAUAAAGUGAAUAAAUAUAAGUACAGUAUGUGCUGCUGUGUGGCAAUUUUAUAAAUGAUUAUAACAUAUCAGAAAGUCAUAUCAGACUGAAGUAUGAAAUGAUUGUUUAUAGUUUAUACAUGUAAAUGAACAUAAUGUACCAACCCAUUUUAGUCUCUGCACCUAAUCCUUAUGAUUUUAAAUGCAAAUUGAAAACAUACCUUUUUGGUCUAAAUUUUAUAUCCUUAACUUUGUUGAAGUGUUUUUUCAUCCCUUUCUGGUUUUAUGUUGUUUUUUAUCAUACUUUCUUUUUAUUGAUGUUCUUCAGCAUUGUAUAAUACAAUAUGAGGAUGAAAGGGGUACACAUAUAGAAAAAGGAAUAAAUUAAUAAAUAAAUAAAAAUCAAUAAUAAAAACACAACCCAUUGGAUCACCAUGCCUCUACAGUUUGAUCAUUUUUCUUUGUCAGUGUAGAUGUCUUCGUCCCGUUGUUCUAAUGUAUUCGGUCAAUUUUUCCAAUUUCCGGCAACACUGAUCUUCUUGAGUCCUUAUUCUAUAAGUCAGUCGUUCCAUAAUGUAUAUUUCAUCCAUAAUUUUCAACCAGUCUUCCUGUGAUGGUGGGUCCGCCCUGUACCAUUUUCUUGUAAUUGCCUUUUUACAGGCUGCUAACAUAAUUUUCAAUAUGUGUCUAUCUUCCUUCAGUACGACAUUUCCUGUAGUGAUACCAAGAUAUAAAAAUGUACGAGACUUGGAUACAGCAUAAGCCAAAAUUUCACCUAUAACCACAUGGACAUCUUCCCAAAGUUUUGCGAUCUUAGGACAGAGCCAGAGUACAUGUGAAUAGUUCACAUUUACCUCUCCACAGCUUUUCCAACAUGGCUGUGGUAUUGAAGUGUGUUUACUCCUAAUUUCAGGUGUUAUAAAAAAUCUAAUUAGAUUUCUAGUUUUAAUGACAGGAUCGCCUUUUAUUUAGCUAUUUUGGUGCUCUUACUUUAGUGUCUUUUACUGUUUUUUUAUUUCAUUUUAUUUAUAAUUUCUUUAAAUUUCAGUCUAUUUCUUUGUUUUUAGAUUUUAACCUAAACCUCCAGUGUUUCCUUAUCUUGAGUUUUAAAAUGACGUUUCCUCAGUGCGCACAUUCCUGUUUCCAUGAGCUCUUUUUAAGUUUAUACAUUAUGCAAUAAAGACUGAUUGAUUGAAUGACAAAAUGACUAAUGUUAAUGUUUGUGUUGGGAAGCUGGACUGUGGUAUCCACCCUGGCUUGGAGGGAAUGGAUGCCCUCCCUUACAUAGACCUGAUAGACCCAGCAGAGAUAGACCUCCUGCUCAUCAGCCAGUAAGUCCGUCUCCAAUUAUCAUUUGACCUCUUAUGAAGUCAUGUCAAUUUUUUUUUAAUUGACUUUCUUUAUUUGAAGCAAUUCUAAAAACAGCAACAUGUCAGUACAACAUGACAGAGAAGACUUACAUUCUAUCAUUUUUUCCCAAGGCCAUACCUUGCACAGAUUGAGGAGGAGUGAACCAACUGUAAAACUUGUUGCCAAUAAUCGUCAGGGAGUGUGGUCCCAAGCUCUUGCUCCCAGGAAUCCUUGGAACCAGAAGCUGGGGCAUCGAUAGCAGAAUUAAUGAGGCUGUAAAUGUUAGAGAUUAGACACUUUUGUUUAUGAUCAAGAGCCAGUAAUAAGUCAAUCAAAGUUUCAGGGGGAUGGCUUGGGAAUUUGCGGUUCUGAUUCUGAAUAAAACGCCUUGCCUAAAAUAUACAAAAUAGGUGGGAUUUAGGCAGGUCAAAUUUUGUUGAGAGCUCAGAAAAUAGUGAUGUCAAUUCUUGCCUUGUCUUUAUUUAUUAUGUUCUCUAUCCUCUCAUCAGCUUCCACUUGGAUCACUGUGGAGCUCUACCUUGGUUCCUCCAGAAGACCAGCUUUAAAGGCAGGACCUUCAUGACCCAUGCUACAAAGGCCAUUUACCGCUGGUUACUGUCAGACUACGUCAAAGUCAGGUAAGAGCUGGAGCUGUCACUGCUGUUUAACAUUCCCCUAAAUAAAUUAACGUGGUCCCUGUCUUUAAAUGCAUCUGUAAUUUUUGCAGCAACAUCUCUGCAGACGACAUGCUGUAUACUGAAAAUGACCUGGAGGAGAGCAUGGACAAGAUCGAGACCAUUAACUUCCAUGAGGUGAAAGAAGUGGCAGGAAUCAAGUUCUGGUGUUACCAUGCAGGCCAUGUGCUGGGGGCUGCUAUGUUUAUGAUAGAGAUAGCUGGAGUCAAGGUAUGGAUAGUUUUCAUAUGUAUUUUUUGUAAAAGAAGGUGUUUCUUACGCGUUAAAGCUGCGCUGUUUCCCUCUUUAAAGCUGCUGUACACAGGAGACUUCUCCCGUCAAGAGGACAGACAUUUGAUGGCAGCUGAAAUCCCCAGUGUCAAACCUGAUAUCUUAAUCAUAGUAAGCUCAACUGUUUUUUUUAAAUUUUUUUUUUAUUUUACAUCUUAUACUUCUUACAAAAAACACAAGAUAAUCAGACAACCAUAAAUCCUGUUAAUGUUUCUCAAAGGAGUCGACCUAUGGCACCCACAUCCAUGAGAAGAGGGAGGAGCGGGAGGCUCGGUUCUGUAACACCGUCCAUGAUAUUGUCAACAGAGAAGGCCGCUGUUUAAUCCCUGUUUUUGCGCUGGGGCGGGCCCAGGAACUGCUGCUCAUCCUGGGUGAGAAAUCAGAUUUUUGAAUAGAGAAUUUCAAUUAAAACCAACACAAUUAAGUCUGCCUGUUAUGUUUCUAUAAAUCAGUUUAUUGAUACACAAUUAAAUUAAAUCUAUUUCCCAUCUUCUAAUGUGGCCUUUAACUGAUUUACUUUACCAUAUGAUUGACAAUAUAUCAUUGUGACUUAUCAGACUCAAAGAUGCUGUAUGAAUACAUUAUUGAUCAUUUUGCAUUACAAUGAUUGAUCAUUUGUGUCUUAAAGAUUGUGUUGGAUUGUGUUAUGCAUUUCUAAUGUAGAUGAGUACUGGCAGAACCACCCAGAGCUCCAUGACAUCCCCAUCUACUAUGCCUCAUCCCUGGCCAAGAAGUGCAUGGCCGUGUACCAGACCUACGUCAACGCUAUGAACGAUAAAAUCCGCAAAGCCAUCAACAUCAACAACCCUUUUGUCUUCAAGCACAUCAGCAACCUUAAGGUGAAGGUUCAAAAGAUACACACACCUGUUUUACCUUCUAAAAACACAUCUGAAUAUCUGUUUUUCUUGAUCUUUUAGAGCAUGGACCACUUUGAUGACAUUGGUCCCAGUGUGGUGAUGGCUUCUCCGGGUAUGAUGCAGAGCGGCCUCUCCAGAGAGCUCUUUGAGAGCUGGUGUACGGACAAGAGGAAUGGAGUCAUCAUUGCUGGAUACUGUGUGGAGGGAACACUGGCUAAGGUCAGCCCCGAGCAGGAAAGAUGUGGGUGUGUGAAGUGUUAUGUGGGAUUAAUGAGAAGUGUGAUAGCUGGGAUCAGAUUUUCUUUUUUUUCUGGGCCCAGAUUGGAUGUUUCCACUAAAAUUAUGAUCCUUGAACUGCAGCAUAUUAUGUCAGAACCGGAGGAGAUUACCACCAUGUCGGGACAGAAGCUGCAGCUGAAGAUGUCUGUGGACUACAUCUCCUUCUCUGCCCACACAGACUAUCAGCAGACCAGCGAGUUCAUCAGGGCCCUCAAACCACCACAUGUGGUAAUGGAAGCAAAAUUUUAUUUGAUUUAUAGAUUUUUUUUGUUUCAGUACUUAUUUGUCUGUGCCUUACAGUUGCAUCACCUGAAAAUUAAAAUCCUCCACUCUUUAGAUCCUGGUUCAUGGGGAGCAGAAUGAGAUGGCCCGUCUGAAGGCAGCACUGAUCAGGGAGUACGAGGAUAAUGACCAGGUUCACAUUGAAGUCCACAACCCUCGCAACACUGAAGCCGUCACCCUCAACUUCAGAGGAGAAAAACUGGCGAAGGUCCCCAACUGUCUUUUUUUAUUUAAGCUUCUAUUUGAUCAUCUUUUCAUUAGCUAAAGUCACUCUUUGGCUUAAAUACGUAAAGUUCUGUUUACUGUAUACAUUAGAUGACACUGUGCUGUUUUUAUAGAUAUUAAAUACACAAAUACACCACAGAAAUUUGGACUAAAGACGGGCUGUCUCUCCUCAUAUCAGGUGAUGGGCUCUCUGGCCGACAAAAAGUGCGUUCAGGGUCAGAGGGUGUCAGGCAUACUAGUGAAAAAGAACUUCAACUACCAUAUCCUCAAUCCCUCUGACCUUUCCAGUAAGUAAAACAUGUCCCAAUACCAUUUUUCCCUCCAUAAUGAUGGUUUCAAUAUCAAACCUGAGUACUGGCUAACAAAACUCCUGCUCUUUAUUCUUACAUUAGUCUCUUUUGACCAGUUUCAUUACUUUUACCUUUAUUUUGCCAUUUCUACUUUAUGCAGGACAGCCUAUACUUCUCUAUUGUGUGCCCCAGUAGAGUAAGCUGAUUUUUGAUCCUUUGUUUACCCAGCUAGUGAGGCAUCAUACCAUGUGUGUAUGUGUGCAUGUGUGUGUUCUGCAGUGUACACAGAGCUGGCCAUGAGUACAGUGAAACAGUCCCAAGCCAUCCCUUUCACUGGACCGUACUCACUGCUCGUCUGCCACCUGAGGAACCUCACAGGUAAGAUUCAAAAUCCCUAUAUUUGUUAUGCAUACCAUAAAAUAUACAGUAUAUACAUGUUUUUUUUUUCUCCUCAGGUGAUGUUGAAGAACUGGAUGGAACCGAGAAGAACACGUUAAAGGUCUUUAAAAACAUUACCCUGAUCCAUGAGGUCGGCAUGGUGGUGCUUGAGGUGAGCAAGACGGACCGUGUCAGUUGGCUGUUGUCAUGGUGUGGCAUAGAUAGAGUCCUGUACAUUAGCAUGGUUUCUCUUUAUCUCAUGUUUCAGUGGAUAGCCAAUCCUCUCAAUGACAUGUAUGCUGACGCUGUCACUACUGUAGUGCUGGAGGUGCAGUCAAACCCAAAAGCUCAGAAAGGUCUGUUAAAACUGUGUCAGUUUUAAAUCUAUGUGAACUCUCUUAUCAUUGGCUUAUUUUGUAAUUGUAUUUUUUUCUAUUAACAGUAAUGGAGACCCAGAGUACCACUCUGGACAUGGAUGUUUUCCAGACCCGGUUAGGAGUCAUGCUGCAGUGAGUGACAUGCUCUAGUCUAUUCUAUUAACAUUAUUCUGGUGAAUAAGUGUAUUAGAAAAGGUUGAUCAGUUGAUCUUUACUUCUAUAUAAUUUAUAUCUAUGUCCUUUAUCCUAAGGGACAUGUUUGGAGAGGAGUGUGUGGAUUUCAGCGAUGGUAAAAACAUCUCUCUGACUGUAGACGGGAAGACGGUUAACAUUUGCUUGCAAACUAGGGUGAGACUUUUUCACUCUGUUAAUCCAGCAUAAAGGGGAUAUGUUCAGUGUGGGGUUGUUGCCUUUUUAACAUUUCCACCUGUCUCCUUCUCCCCCGUCAGUCUGUGUGCUACGAGGAUGAAAGCACAGAGGACGACUCCCUGAGAGAGAUGGUAGAGCUGGCGGUGCAUCGGCUCUAUGAUGCAUUGAACCCGGUCGUCUGA
Xyrichtys novacula (pearly razorfish) is the source of this 5798-nucleotide messenger RNA. Lineage: Eukaryota; Metazoa; Chordata; Actinopteri; Labriformes; Labridae. The record is from the annotation of a GenBank genome assembly.